Rhodofomes roseus is the source of this 2316-nucleotide messenger RNA. RefSeq lists its product as uncharacterized. The record is from RefSeq and is a predicted model, not a curated record. NCBI's taxonomy places the organism in Eukaryota, Fungi, Basidiomycota, Agaricomycetes, Polyporales, Fomitopsidaceae. The transcript is spliced from 3 exons. Gene Ontology annotation, biological process: attachment of spindle microtubules to kinetochore. Gene Ontology annotation, cellular component: mitotic spindle pole body; mitotic spindle; DASH complex. The coding region runs from base 53 to 2140 and encodes 695 amino acids.
CGAUCUUCGGUCAACUCGACUUCAGACAUUCAACUGCGUACGCGUCGCCGCUAUGCCUCCGGGUCUCAAACCAAUUGAACCACUUCCUGAACGCUGGGAGCCCACUGCAGACCCAAAUGACAUUGUUGUUCCGGGUCUCGACACCAACGCGCCGGCCUAUGAUCAGAUCGAGCAGAUUGAGCAACUCAUAACGAUCAAGCUGCAGAACAUUGAUGCCAACUUCUCCAAGAUGCAGCAUAUAAUGGCCAACAGGAUAUUGCCCGCUGUGAAGCGGUACGCGGUCGGCACAGAACCAGUGAGGGAGGCUGCCAGGUUCUGGACCACUUUCUUUGAGCAAGCAGCCCAGAUACGCGUACCCACGUACGAUGAGUACAGCUCCGUGAAUGAGCAGGAGGAAACGGAGCCGAGCUCGGACGUUGAUCCCGCGCAAGCGGAGCAGUCCAGCAGCAGCGCAGAGGGCAUCGAGGCUACGCCCACUCGUUCCCACCACACUACCUAUACCUCAGAUGGUUCGUCAGAUGAUUCCUUCAUGCCCCAAGCGGCCUUGUCCUCCACGCCUGCCACAGCAUUCCGCCAUCGUACGACGAAAUCCCAAGAAAGCUUCGCGGAUGGACAAACAGACCCCACCCCGUCCUGGAGUGCAUCUCUGGAGUCACCUCUUCUGCGGUUGGCGGGAGAGGUGCAGAUUCUCGGUCAAGACGAGGUAUCUGCCGUGUCCGAACACACUGCGGGUAACGACGAUUCCGAGGACAUGACGCAGCGCGCGAUCCCCCUUCCACAUCUGUCAUUCGCACACGUAGACAAUCCAAGCGACUCCGCCAAGGGCAAGGGUCGCGAGAUGCCGCCUCCAUUGCUCCAAGGGGUCUUGCGUCGCAACGCAACCCUGACUGACACUACGAGCCCGAGGAAACCUGCGUACUCUCCGCUGAAACUGAAGCCAAAGACGCCUGUCGCGAAGACGCUGAACCCAUAUCUACCGCCAGGGAGCAAGCCCACCGAGUGGAAGGGCGUGGUCGAUCUUGCGGAUCCAUCGUCCGCCACUCCGCGGAAGGCUGCGACAUCGUCUUCGUCGUUGGAUCUCACUGCACGUCCGGGUUCGCAUGCCCAGUCGACCACUCCGCGGCACGCCGGUGACGACUCGCUUGACGUUGACUUUGGCAUGUCCCCGCCUGUCACCAUGGACUUUGCUCGGCUGCCCAAGCUAGGCAAGACACCGAAGAAAGAAGCCGCCCAGCGUAUCUUCCAAGGUCUCCUUGACGUUGAGAAGCGCGGAGUUUUCGCCGCACCGCCCGCUGCGGGGACCCGUGCGGGAGGAAAGACGAAUGGCGCAGAACCAAGUGGCAGCUCGAUCCCUACCCCUCCUUCGCUCUCGAGGUACCAGCCAGAUCCUCAGCCUUCUCUCACGGGCAGCAGUCUCGUCGACGCUAGCCUCGAGAGGAUGAUGCGCCAGGUGGGGAUCAUGAGCGACUCGGGGACAAACGGGUCGCAGACGUCUGCUGACCGGCCUCCAAUGCGAGAUCGGGGACAGACGAAUUCCAAAUCAUCGUCUGCGUCUACGUCUUCUUCCAUAUUCCCCAGUAGACCGCCGACCUUCACAGCAGCGCCACCUCCAGCUCCCCAGACACCUCCUCCCCCGCAAUAUGAUUUCAGACAUAUCCGAGAUGACGACCUGGAUGGAGGGAUGGAUGACGGCGGGCUGGACGACUCCCUUGACUCGAUGGACUCUGGCGAUUACGAGGGAAACAACACCGCCAAUCCCUCUGCGGCGUUUCUGUUUGCCUCUCAGGGCGGUGGCAACUGUGACGAGGACGACUCCUUCGCCUCUGACGACACGGACGACUUUGCUGAUGACGACGUUGGAGCUCCGAUCGAGGAGUAUCCGCCCGAGGGCGACAGCUUUGACGAUGACUCGUUCGACAACGAGUUUGACGGCCCACCUGAGGAAGAGACGGUGUUCGGCGUGCCACCCGCUGAGCGCCUCAGGCUGCAAACCCGAGACUCGGAUGCAAACUUGCGCAUGUAUGGCGCAGAUCUGCUGCAGGACACUCUUGGAGUCGGUAAACAAAUAUUACAAGCGGGCAGAGUGGAGGACACGCCGACGCCCUUCGUAGCACCGAAACAGACAGAAGAAUCCCCUUGAGUGUUGCCUCACCGUAUGCAGUGAAUGACAUCGUGGCGGUAUUGACUGUAUGAUGUUGCACUUCCUCUUUCAAUUCUAGAUGGCAGAGCUUUCACCUGCACCUCGAGUAUGACAGUACUCAAACAUCUCCGAUGCCCGUACGAUCAUCUCUCGAGAUUCAAGCGUUUCGAGCUUAU